AAUACAGGUGUAUCUGAUAUCAGACGUAUAGUUUCCAAAAUUACCACAUUUCCGCGGUCUACUCUAAGAAAGUCAUUACGUCGGAAUAAUUGAAUGUUUGUUCGCAGAGGUUUUGUGGAGGGGGAAAGAAAUAUGAGACAUAUUGGGCUGCCUUUUUGUGGUUCACUGGUCCAUGACUUGUCUAACGUUUAUUGGGCGUGGCCCUCCCAACGCGCGGCGCUUGCCAAAUAAACAAGCAAAUAAUGGUGUCAGUUUACAAUUCUUGCGGUGGAAACGUCCGGAACAUUCCCGCCAUGUGCGCCGUAGAGUUGAACUUAAAACUAGAUCACCCGUCAUAUGCGGGGAAAGAUUUCCUUCGUAGACAACAGUGUAAACAUUAGCUUGUUUGUCGGGCAACAAGUGUAAUUAAUCUUUCAAAAAAAUUACUAGGAAAAUUCUUAGGCUUCUGACUCAACGAGGUUUCCACGGCUGAGGACGUCAUCGCUAGCGAUCACCAAGUUGUGCAUGUGGUGGAUGGACUGUUUACUGCGUGCAGUGAGUGCAUGACGCUAGGCGCUUGCGCAGCGUGAAGCACUAGCAAGUCAGCUGUCACACAGUGAAGUUCUGCACACUUUGCUCGGAAACACGGCUCUCAAAAUGGCACCAUUAAGCUUCAGAUUUUGCGGAGUAACCUCAGCCUCCAUGCGCCUUGGACCAGCAUUGUGUCUUCUGGUGCUUCUUAACAUUGUGGGAUCUUCACAUGUAGCUGGACAAACUCCAACGGGCACAACGACUGGUAGCGAUGGUAGUAUGACACCUGCAGGGGCAGAAACAAGUGUAGCAACGUCGGUGCCAACUACAGCAGCCUCUGUGGAUAGCGAUGGGCAGGCCACAAUGGGAUCCACAACCCUUGCAAGCCUGCAGGAAUCCACCGCCUCACUGGCUGAUGCGGGGAGUACCUUCUCAACAGCUCAGCUGGCUACCAGUGACUCAGUUGCGAGUACUGCUGCUGGGAGUGCAGGGGGAUCCACACAACCCAUGAGUGCUUGGAAUGGUACAACACCAGAGACAGAAGGGCCCCAGGAGACGAUGCAGCCUGACAUGUCAACGUCAGUCAGUGAUGCCGGUGUCACUAAUGCUGGGGACUCACAAGUACCGUUAGCUACAGAGUCUGUAACCACUGCAGCGGCAUCAGUUACAGUGGCAGCAAAUGAAGGACCACGUGAUGACAUACAUGAAGUUGGUGGGCCUGGGAUUAUCACUGUGGCAGCAUUUACCACAGCAGCGGCAAAUGAACUGACACCAGAUGGAGGAAACACAGCCCCAGGUUCUGUGCCUGAGAGCACCUCUGCGGCAAUAUUUACCACAGCAGCAGCAAAUGAACUGACACCAGAUGAAGGAAACACAGCCCCAGGUUCUGUGCCUGAGAGCACCUCUGUGGCAAUAUUUACCACAGCAGCAGCAAAUGAUCUGACACCAGAUGGAGGAGACACAACCCCACGUUCUGUGCCUGAGAGCACCUCUGCUGCAAUAUUAACCACGGCAGCAGCAAAUGAACUGACACCAGAUGGAGGAAACACAGCCCCAGGUUCUGUGCCUGAGAGCACCUCUGCUGCAAUAUUUACCACAGCAGCGGCAAAUGAACUGACACCAGAUGGAGGAAACACAGCCCCAAGUUCUGUGCCUGAGAGCACCUCUGUGGCAAUAUUAACCACAGCAGCAGCAAAUGAACUGACACCAGAUGGAGGAAACACAACCCCACGUUCUGAGCCUGAGAGCACCUCUGUGGCAAUAUUUACCACACAAGCAGCAACUGAACUAACAUCAAAUGGAGGAGACGUAAACCAAAGUACUAUACCUGAGAGGCAAGACACUGACACAGUUGCCACUGCAGUGCAAGUAUCUGUAGAUAUGAGCACUUCAAGCACAGCACCACCCACAUCCUCGGAAGUGACACCAGGUGCCCCUGAAACUCCCAUGGUUUCUGGAACGGAUUUCUCUAGCAUGGCUCAGGCAACAGGAUCUUCAGAUGGUCCUGGUACAGUUGCUGUGACACCCGCUUCUCAUUCAACACAAUCACAAGAAAACACAGCAUCACCAGCUGCCUCUACGGAGCCUGCAAGCGCCGGCAGCACACAGUUGGUAACAAUCGAAGCACAAACAACAGCAGCAUCUCCGACAACUGAGGUUGCAGCAUCCAUGCCAGUUGCCACAUCUGCACCUGUUGUCGAUGGCACCAUUGGGUAUUCUGUGGGAUCCACACCUCCUUCUGCAACAGCACCAGCAGCAGCCCAAACAGGUGAAAGCACAACAAGUGGCAGCAGCCCGGAGACGACAUUUACUGUGUCUGAAACUCCAUCAACUGUGCAAACUGUGGAUAGACAUACGACAGGUUGGCCUGUAAGUACAGCCGUAGCAACCAGUGCUGAAACCGGCCUGCUUAGUACCCAAGGACCAUUAUUUGUUUCCACAGCAGAUACCAGUGCCGCUGUGACACUUCCGUCAGUUGAUUCGACAACAGCAGCCAUGUCCCCGAGUCCCAUCCAAGUUGAAAGUACUUCAGAAGUUUUAACAAGCGUCCAAAGACCUGUAGUAAAACCUUAUCAGAACACAACAACAACAGCCUUUUUAACUGAUGAUGGCACAUCCCCCUUUGCAGCAUCUACAGUUGUCCCAACUGAAGCACUUUCAGCAGUAACAAGUCAACUACCUGCAGAAACAACCCCACCAUCUGCAAAAACAACCCUACCACCCGCAGAAACAACCCUACCACCCGCAGAAACAACCCUACCACCCGCAGAAACAACCCUACCACCUGCAGAAACAACCCUACCACCUGCAGAAACAACCCUACCACAAACAGGAACAACUCAACUGCCUGCAGAAACAACCCUUCCACCUGUAGAAACAACUCAACUGUCUGCAGAAACAACUCAACUGCCUGAAGAAACAACUCAACUGUCUGCAGAAACAACUCAACUGCCUGCAGAAACAACUCAAACAACUGUAGCAACAACCCAGCCAUCUGUGGUCACAACUCAAACACCUGCAGCAGUGACAACACAAGCACUUGCAGAAACCACUAAAUUAGCAGAAACAACAUUGCAACCAACUCCUGCAGCAGCAACACCUCAGCCACCUGCAGACUUAACGACAGAGACACAGAGGCUAACAACAGGUGUGCCUGUUGUGGCGACCUUCAUGCCAUCAAAGCCGCAGUUUAAACCUUUAUCAACUUUGACUGAGGAGGAAAAAAAAGGAACAUUUACUGUGGAGUCAAGAGGCAUCAUGAGAGAUAACUGGCUCGCCCAAAAAGAUGUGAUCUUCCGCAACACUGUUGCCCCGAUGUUGCGGAACAAAAGUCGGAAACGGCAAGCCCCCUCGACCGUCCAAGCAGAAGACAUCGUCUACGUGAGCCCAUCCCCAGUCGUCAAAGAUGGGGUUCUGCACAUCACGUUCUUUGCGAGGAGCAGAGGGGGGGAUUCAGGAGAAAGCGUGAUAGAUGGUAAUCAAGUCGUGGGAAUAUUAAACACGGAAUCUAACAUGAAUGAGAUGAAGACAGCGUUGAAAGUAAAUGACAUCAAGGUCUACCCAGGUAUAUCCUCAGCCAUACUGCUGCAGGACACGCAGACCGGUGUGAGCAUUUUUGGCAGCCGGGCUCUCUUCAUUGGGCUGAUCGCCAUCGGCUGCCUCAGCCUGGUCAUCAUCGUAGCAGGCUUCAUCUACCUGGUGUGCGACCGCAAGCGGGGUCGCAGUGGCGAGUACAUCACCCACCAUGUCAACCCGGACCUUGAGGUGGGGCUUGACAACCCAGCGCUGAUGACGGAGGCUGGGGACAAGACGGCGGCGAUUAACGGCAACGGCGCCCACCUGUUGAGCUUCAAGACGGACCCAGAGGAUGGGGACAUCGUGCCCUACAACAGCUUCAGCCCCGAGGACCUGGCUAACUGCGAGGUAGAGGACACGCACCUCUAGGCCCGACCCGGGCGCCUUGAAAUCUCCAGGUUUGCCCUUCAAUCUGUAAAAUUUAAAGCCACUGUAUGGACAGUUAACUCUGUUCUGUGUAAACCAGUUUGUUUUGCAAGUUUUGGCCUUUGACUGGCCACCAGCUUCCCGGGAUGGGCAAGCGUUGGCUUGGAAUUUCACUCUCAGGUCCUACUCUCUGCAUUUCUCCUUCAGCACAUGGACUGUUGGAAUGGAAUAAAGUCAUUUUUUACUUUGCAUUCUCUAAACCUAUCCCAGAAAGGGAAAGUAGUUUUUAUACUUGCCAGACUUCUGUAGAUCAGCUCCUGCUUGUUCUUGCUGUUUUCUUUAACGUACUUGUCACAGUUUUCCUUCCUGGUACACACAUUUACCAAAAGUACUUGUUAAGUUGUAACUCACAAUUUUCAUUUGUGAAACUUUUUAUUGAACAAGUUUUGAAUUAACAAAGUACUUUCUCCUGCUGGUGGGUAGCUUUUAUGGCCCAAACUGGAUGACGACAUUUAAAUUGUGACACAAAAGGGUGUGGUCAGUGUUAAUGGAGGGGCGUCUAAUGGUGAGAUUCCGGGAGUGCAGCCGUGACCCUCCAAUGAUUAGGAAAUUUGUACAACCUCCAGACUUGCCCCUCUUUCUUUGUAUGUUUUUUCACACAGUUUGUUUCUCAUUAGUGUAGGGGCGCUGACUCUCCAGGGCCUGAAGCUCUUGUAGGCAUGUACAGCAUCCUGCAAGCUCUUCCCCCUUUGUCUCAGCCGACCUGCCACUGUCCAUAGUAGGAGCAUAGAAUUUGCCGCCGUGUGGGCCUGUCUCCCAGCUGCAGGUCCGUGACCGAUUGAAAUGGCUGAAAUUGUUUUGGGGUUUGUGAAAAAGACUGUCAUUGUAGCUGCACGAUGCUUCCCCGUUUCAGAAUUCUGUCCAUGUACUAUAAUACUAAAGUAUAAAUGACCAAAGAAAACCAAAGGCAUUCCCUAAGUUUUGUCCUUUUUUGGUGAUCAUGAAACUGUAAAUUGGGAUUGUGUGCAUUUCUCAUCUCCUACUCUUGUUCCAAAAGAACAACAAAUUACAUGCAGUCCCUAGAAAAGCCAUUCCAUUGGACUUUGAUAGAAUGCUCUCUCAAAUUUUAGGAUUUUCUUGUUCUUGACUAAAAAUGUAGCGAGUGUUUUUUUUUUUUUUUGGAAGUUCAGUUUCACAGAAGUCUUGCCGCUCUUCUGCCAUUGUUUGCCGUUUUGCAAUUUUCCGUUUUACCAUUAUAAUUGUACAGUGCGUUUGAUUCAGAGUUAUUGAGCUACAGGUGCAAAUACAUGACCUGUAUUAAAAUGGUUGGAAUUUCUGCUAAUUCAGCGUGUAUUUCUGCUUUUAGGAAUUUAGGCUAACUUAACCAAAUGCACUGGUUUCAUUCAGUUUUUUUGUACCGUGGAUAUUUACAAUAUGCACAUAGUACUUUAAUGCGUGUUCAGUACAGUAUGCACCAUUCCAUAUUUAAUGUGCACAGAUCUGUCAUUUAUUUACCCAGAGAAGUGCACUUUCUGAAUUCUUGUUUUGAACGAAUAGUUAAACAGUACUGUAGAAAUUUGCCAGUUUUGCCGUAAUGUACAUGAACACAUAGAAUCGAUGAUUUUUUGUUUCUAACAUGUCAAUUUGUAUGUUUCUCUGAGGAUGCGAUGUGCUUAUUAAAAUAUACACGUACAUGUACAUGUCACCUUUCAAGUGACCGGAUCAACCAAAAAUGACCGGACAGACUUGUCAUGCCACUGCAUUCAUUUUAGUAUGCAGAUCCAUCAGUGUCUGUAAAAAUGCAGAUAAGAUUGGGAAAGGACGAACAUUGCAAACGAUUCCUUGCGCCGCUUUGUGUUUAGCCCUCAAGCCAUUUGCUGCCAGUGGGUUAGUUGAACCUGUUGUCAGCCUAUUUAACCCAAUCUGCUGUUUGUUUCUUAAGUUGGGGGUUUUGCUAGCAGCUUGCUGCCUUGGAAAGCUGUAGCCUACGGAUAGGCUAAGAGAGCAUUCUCUCCAUUAUUACCCUAUAUGAACAGUGAGACUAAGGCAGAUGUUAGAGAGGUUUGUGGGAGAUGUGUGACAUCAGUGUUGUUCAUGCGGUACGCAUCUCGCGACAUUGAGCAAGUUCCAUCUAUUCCGUCCAGUCAUCGGUUGGAGCAGAAAACCAUCGGCUCAAAAAUGAAUGUGUUUGUAUUUCCUUGAUUUAGAAAGAAUUGAACCAGUGGGAGGUACGUUUGAUUUUACUCACAUACGGUAGCUCAGCCAGUACAUUCCAAGAAAUUGUUGGCUAGAGGUAGUUUGGUUUAUUUUGCACUGUUCCUGCAUUGCAUUUGAGGUGUAUUUAUUAUUGGGUCAUAUAUUAGCCUACUUAGAAAAGGUCAAGGUACCAGUAUGUGUGUGUGUGUUUUUGGUCAUCUUUCCUAAGGGAGCAAUGCAUGUUAUUUGCUUGGACCAGUUAGAGGGCUUCUGUUUAUUAAUCAACAGGUUCUUUGUCUUUUUUUGAAGCAGAACAUUUGAAAGCAUUCUGCUGUUUCUUUUGUUAGGAGGCAAAUGAUCCGUAGUAGCCUUUUGUACCGUAAUCUUGCCCCAAAUGCAAAAGUUCCACAGCACCAAAGAGUUCAUUUAAGCAGUUGUCAUAAAUAAUUGGGAGGUCCCUGUCCCCCGAUAGAGGUGUCCUACAUGGAAGUUAAACUCCCUGGCAUGUUUUUCUUUUCUUGGUGGUCAGACCCCUAUUCCACACUCAGGGCUCUGGUCAGCAAUGAAAAGUACAAACCAGGAAUACCAGUCUUCAGGCAAAACCCUGAUUUCAGGCUUUCGUUUAAAUAUGUUGGGAUAAUUUCAAGCCUUGAACAAGGCACAUGUACAUGUAUACGGAGGCUUCUCUGGUCUUCUUUUUCCAAGGCUCUGGAGAAGAACCUGACUGGCACGCCAGUACCUAUUGGUAUGUCAAGCCUGGCACUGAACAAAGUGUGCAAAAUGUCAAGUUGUUCUUUUUUCAUGUACAGUGUACGCACACGUUUGUCACACAAAAAGAGAAUAUCAAAAUGGUGCUUAACAAAAAAACACCCAGGGCCAAAACCGUGCUGAGACUGUGUGUGACAAGACUACCGGUAUGUUUUUUGUCACUUUUCAAUAUCUGUCCUCCUCGCCUUCUGCACUCAGACAAAGUCAGACAGAUUACAGGCAUCCCGAUGUACUCCCUUACUAAAGAUUGGUUUUUGGAAUGGCAUUUUAUCUGUCUGGGAAGAUAUCUGUUGUGACACCGCAGAGUUUUUAGCGGCUGUUUUUUCCCCUCUGUGCUUAUUAAAAUUUAUUUCAGCUUUUUUUCCUUAAUGUGUCUGUUGUGAGUCUAGAUAAAUCAGAGAUAUUUCACCGUGACAACUAUUUCAUGAUAAGAGCACUAUGCGUACAUGCAAAUAGUCAACUGGAAGAUAGUUACAUUGUAAAUGGAGUGAGGAGAUAAAGCUAUGUCUGGAAAGUUUUUUUUAUGAACAGUGGCAUUUCUUGCCCUUCCAUUUGACACUGCUCCUGUUAUUUCAUCUUCUCACCUUGAUGAAGGGUGUAAAUGUUUCACUUCCACUGACCCGAAUAUCAUGGGCAGAGGUCAGUCAAGGGUGAAGCCAUUCCCUCCCCAGAUCGUUCCCUUUGGGGUUUGAAAAAAUAUGGGCAUUUUAGUGGCACUUUCAGUGGUCAUUCCUGCGGCUUUCUGGCAAACGGAGAUGGAACUAGGCAGGGUGCUAGCCAUGCUGGUAAAAGAUGUUGAAAAACUAAUAAAGUGAGUUGUUCGUGUUUUUUUUAUUUCAAAUUUGUUGGGUUUUUUUUGGUAAUCUCUGUUCUAUGAUAUCGUCUUUUAACUCAAGUUUUGAACUGCAGAAAUAGAAAAAUCAUAGACUGAGAUUGAAACUGAACAAAUUGGCACCUGUCACAUUUUUAGCAUCAGACUCAAAUAGAUAAGAACUGUUUUUACGCAUUGUUUUCUCAUGUUUUAAGUUGUUGAUACCUGUUAAAGAAGUCAUAAAUUGUCAAGGCUGUGCCCUACUGAACUGCAUCAAACAGUGUGGUAAAAAUCCCUUUUCUAAUACCGCACCCCCCCUUUGACCUCUGCCCAGUUCUGUUUUUUUUUUACACUUUGCUCACCUGUCUUCGCAUGCAAGCAUAUAGGGUCAAACACUGCAAUUAAAAGUUGUGCUACAAACAGCUUUGAUCUGAAUUGUGUGACAGGUAGGAGGGUUAAUUUUUCCUAGAGAACAAAAUGGAAUGGUCCGAUUUUAAUAAUUUAUUGUUGGGUUCCAAAUGGGAGACGUUUAGACGCUUAAUGGCGGCAAGUGUACCAGUCCUGUUUACGAGUUCUGAGGGUGUUGAGUGGAGCAUGUGUGCCAAGUUCUGAGCAUGCACUAUACUGUGAAAGGACCGGUGUGCCUGCUGCCACUGGCAUCUCGAAGUCUUCCAUCAGAAUAGGUGUUAAGUUGUAUCAGAAAUCACUCACAAAAUAACCUUGGAUACUUUCUAGUUGAUCUUGUAGUACAUGAAACAUAACUUGUUUAAUGCGAGAUUCGAACCUUGGACCUGUGGUUUGUCCAUUCGGGUAUCCUUGAGGUCAUUCAUGUAAAGUUGCAUUCAGAAGUUAAAAUACAUAGAUGUACAUGUAGUUGGAGUAAAUGUUAAAUUCCAAUGUUUAAGACUGCAGUCAUUUCUUGGUAAACCAUUCUUUUUCUGUAGCUGAUCUGUCAGCACAUAUAUUUGCUCAUAUGAACCCAUAACACGUUGUUUGUAAGUAUGGGUAUCGUGGAUGUUUGGGAUUGAUCUGCUGUCUGUCCCGAGUUGAAGUGCACCCUCACUGGCAAGAAAAAGACAGACUGGUACGAAGUUUUCCAACCGGGUUCUUGCGUGCCCUGUGUCAAAUGUGCACCAACUUGCAUGCUGAAGCUGUGAGUUCCCACCAAUGGACGGUUAAUUUCAUUUAAAACACGCCCUCUUUUGAUCCCACUCCGAGCGGAUAGAAGAGAAAUAGUUGCCAGGAAUAGAUUAAAAAGUCUUACAACUUGAAAUCGCACACUUAUACACUCCAAGGCUGAGUUCAGGCGGCUUGUUCUGGUAUGUUCACAAGGAGCUCGAUUUAUUGUUCAUGGGUCGGCCCCUCAAAUGGCACUAAUGCACAGCCGGUUGUCGCUGGUAUAGUUAGUGGCAAGCAACAUGCAUUAUUAUCAUGGCGAUGUCCAUUUACAUUCUUCGAGAGUUAAUGUUUAGAUAUUGGGCUGAAUUCUUUUCUAUUUAAAAAUAAAGAUUCAGUUCUGACUUAUCGAAACUUAUUAAUAGUAAUUUUGCAAAACUUCCCAUUGUCUCUGGCAUUGUAAGCCAUCUUGCUGUUUUUUGCAGCUGGUCAAAAAUCAAAAUCCUACGAGUUUUUCCGUGUGUUCCUGUGAAACCCUGAUGAGGAGGUGGUGUGUGAUCUUGUUCCGAGAACAGUGUUCUUGAGUCAUGUUCCUGCCAUUCAAGUGCGAGAACAAGAAACCCGCAGGACGCCUGAACUCGACCCAGGUGUAUAUGUAAACUUUUGACCAUAAGUGUACAGAUACUAAAGAUUUGUGAACAGGGAGGGGUUCAAAUCAGAUGUAAACCUUCAUGGGAAGUGACAUCAUGAAUACCCACCCAGACUCAGUUUGGCAGUUUGAAAAUUAAGUAAAGCCCCAAGGCUGCUUUAAGUGGAAAGGCCAACACAAAAUUGACAUGUUUCCAAGGGAACAAGGGAAGGGAAGCAUGUCACAGGUGUUCAUCUUCAUACACACAGAACCCGCUCUUCACUCCCUGCAGGGAUCCUUGGUGACCCUCCCAACUAUGUUUUGGAGGAUGGAGGUUUGUGCCUUCCAAAACACCCAAAUUGUGACAGGCACAAGGGGCCACGUCAAAGGUUCACCCGCCCUGGAGGUAAAAAUGUACCUGUUGGUUAUUCAGGGUAGGGAUUCUGUGCUGGUCAUUUCUGGAAAUUAUUUUUAGGAAAGUCUUACUUUUUUGGAGAAAGGGGUAUUUAGCCCGAGGCACUAACAGCUGAUGUUUUGGGCUACCAGUCAAGUGCGCCUGGUGGUGCAGGUUAAAAUUUGAUUGGAUGUAAUUAGAUGGACGUGUACAUGCACACAGUUGUGGCCUUAAUGCACAGUAAAUGUCAUGGAAUGUUCUGUUAUGUUCGGUGUCACUCUCUCAGGGCUGCUUUGGUGUCCCCGUUACACCUGACCUGUGGAACUUGACCUAAAGAAUGUCAUUGAAAUUGACUUUAAACCACACUUAUUUGUUUGGCAGGUACUUUGUGUUACUUAAUCACACUUAGAAAUUAAAGACUGGGUUUGUGCACAAUCAUUCGUUAAAUGUGACAGGGACAUGAAAAAAUAUUAGGCCCCAAAAUUAUACACUUACAACUACCCCAUUGGAAAUCAGAGCUGAACAGGGUUAACUUGCUGGUCUGGCAAAUCUUGGGUCCGUGAAAUUCAUUGCUUGAUUGGUAUGUUAUUGGUACAUGUACAUGGAAGUUGAAAGUACAGUUUGGACUUAAUUUUUAAGUGAUACUUCUUUGUCUUUUUUUCACUGAAAGUUUUAAGUACUGUAGUUCUUUCUGAAUUCAGAAGAAUCGAAAGCAUCAUAGGAAUAUUCAGGUAUGUGUAUGUACGUGCCGGAAUUUGCCAGAACUGAGGCUGAAAAAAUUCUUACUUUGAAAUCCCACCGUAUUGUUGUAGUGUUAAUACUUUGAAGUUUGAAAUCAGUGUUCACCUUAAGUAGUUUGCCGAAUUCUUGCUUCCAUGAAAGUGGUGAGUUUACAGAAAAGAGAGCUGCUUUUGUAAGGGAAAAAUGGCCUUAAAAACGGAAAUAAUAGACAAACACAGGGAUAUCUGGUGUUUGAUGCCUUGAUAAGGAAGAUCUUUGUGUCUUUGACCUUUUUAACAAAUGAUCAUCUGAACAAAUUACUGGAAUUUCAAAAGCCAAGUGUUGGUUUCUGUAAAACGUUAAUGUUGACUUAGAACUUUUAAAGCUCAAAUUGUGUUUUUAAAAAUUGUAUUGUUCAUAAGGGUUUCAUGUGUUAUACGCUUGGUAUCAGCUUUUGUUGUUUUGCCUGUUCUCACAGCAUCGUUUUGAUUAACUCGGCCCACGUUGCACUAAGCUGUCUGCUCAGUGUUAUAUUGUCUAAACUAGCUUUCUUAUUAAUUGUAUAGAAAAUCUGCAGAGCAAACCAAAGGCUGUAUUACUGGGAACAGGAGUUGUACGGAUUAGAAUGAAUGAUCACGGUGAUAUGAUGGUGGGCGCAAGUGAAAAAAAUUGAAAAACUUACAUUUGGUCGAAUCAUUAAUUUAAAAACAUUUGAUGUUAAGUCAGUUGUUAGCAUGUACAUUAUUUUUGUUUUGUUUGAAUCACUUGAAUGACAAAAUUCUGUAAACAGUAUUGACCGAUAUGAAGAUAAUAAAUGAGGUAAUGUGUUCAAAGUUUGAGGA
This is a messenger RNA of Acanthaster planci (crown-of-thorns starfish), 11426 nucleotides long. RefSeq lists its product as uncharacterized. The record is from RefSeq and is a predicted model, not a curated record. Lineage: Eukaryota; Metazoa; Echinodermata; Asteroidea; Valvatida; Acanthasteridae.